Musa acuminata AAA Group (dessert banana) is the source of this 840-nucleotide messenger RNA. RefSeq names its product transcription factor bHLH84-like. The transcript is spliced from 4 exons. Bases 1 to 840 code for a protein of 279 amino acids. Lineage: Eukaryota; Viridiplantae; Streptophyta; Magnoliopsida; Zingiberales; Musaceae. Gene Ontology annotation, cellular component: nucleus. Gene Ontology annotation, biological process: regulation of transcription by RNA polymerase II. The record is from RefSeq and is a predicted model, not a curated record. Gene Ontology annotation, molecular function: protein dimerization activity; RNA polymerase II cis-regulatory region sequence-specific DNA binding; DNA-binding transcription factor activity, RNA polymerase II-specific.
AUGACACACCUCUGCGACUCCCACCAUUUUGCUGAGGAGCAAGAUCAAGGCCUGAGCAUGGUGACGCCUGCCAUGCUCUGUUCUGAUCACAGCUCCCAUUCAUACUCUUCCUACUGGCCUCAAUACAAUUCUAGUAGUUUUCUUCCUCUCGCCGACUACGGAGGCUACAGCAUUUGCACUGGUGAGGAGCAGAUCACCGCGCCAUCCUUCCCGGGGGAUCAAUUCAAUCUCGAAGUCGGAGGCUUGUUCGCGAAGCCGCCAAUUCCCCUUCUUCCCUGUGAUCACAACGCCGAGGCCACCAAGAAAAGAGUCACUACAAGUGAGCUUGAGAUGCCGGAGAUGACAGGAAGCGGGGAUGGCCACACCGUCAGACCCAACAAGAAGGCUCGGGCCGCCGCAUCGGUGCCUAAGAAGAGGAAGAAUCCACAACCCAAGAAAGCUCAGAGGACCGUUGCCACUGCCAAUGAAGAAGAAGGCAAUGGCGAGCUGAACUCACAAAGCUCCAGCUGCUACAGCUCGGAGGAGGACUGCAAUGGUUCUCAGGAGCUGCUGGGUUCUGGCAUCACAAGUUCUAGCUCGAAAGCAACAGCUGGUCGGGGUUCAUCUACCGAUCCCCAAAGCCUUUACGCGAGGAAGAGGAGAGAAAGAAUCAAUGAGAGGCUGAGGACAUUACAGAGCCUGGUUCCAAAUGGAACCAAAAAAUCUAACGAAUCCCGCCUGUGGGUCGUCGAUGUAACGCAGGUAGAUCUCAGCACAAUGCUUGAAGAAGCAGUUGAGUACGUGAAGUUCCUGCAUCUCCAAAUCAAGGUGACGCUGCACGUUCUACCAUAUCUUGUUUGA